Molecule: messenger RNA, 3094 nt
Organism: Oncorhynchus kisutch (coho salmon)
Lineage: Eukaryota; Metazoa; Chordata; Actinopteri; Salmoniformes; Salmonidae
Product: insulin-like growth factor-binding protein 2-B
Exons: 4
Coding region: 11-1012 (333 amino acids)
Biological process (GO): regulation of insulin-like growth factor receptor signaling pathway
Cellular component (GO): extracellular region
Molecular function (GO): insulin-like growth factor II binding; insulin-like growth factor I binding
Source: RefSeq, a predicted model, not a curated record
UAUCAGAAACAUGACAGGUGAUAGGACCCUGAGGCUUGCACCACUGGGUCUCUCUCAUGUUUGCUAUGCUAACACAGAUGACAGUUGCACUUUUGGACACAACGUUUACAUCCUUAUCUUUUCAUGUUACUCUUUAAUAAACAGUACAGCUAGAGGCAGAAUGGUGCUAUAUUUUAGCUGCGGUUUGUUUCUGCUUACGUUACUUGUUCUGCCGGGCCUAUUGCUUGGGGACUUGGUAUUUUAUUGUCCGAAAUGCACUGCGGAGCGCCAAACUGCAUGUCCUAAGCUCGCCACCAACUGUACUGAGAUAGUCAGGGAGCCCGCCUGUGGCUGCUGUCCGGUGUGUGCCCGGUUAGAAGGUGAAUUCUGUGGCGUCUACACACCGAGGUGUUCCACAGGGCUGCGUUGUUAUCCCACUGUAGAUUCAAAAUUGCCCUUGGAGCAGCUGGUUCAGGGGUUAGGGCGAUGCUCACAAAAAGUGGACACAGUACCCAACCGCACUGAAGAGCAACGGGACACGAGUGGGGAGCUGCCGGGCACUGAGGGCCCCACUAUGAAGAAGCCGACCAAAGAUGGCAGGUUCUGGAUAUGGUCCAAAGAUAUGGCUCCAAAGCAGGCCCAGAACGAGCUCAAAACCAAGAUGAAGACCAACAACUGUCCCGAGGAACCUAAGACCCAGCAGCCCAUGAAUGGCCCUUGUGCACAGGAGCUGGAGAAGGUGAUGGAGGAGAUCUCCAAGAUGAGCUUCCAUGAUAACAGGGGACAUGUUGAUAAUCUGUACCAACUCAAAUUCCCCAACUGUGAAAAGAUAGGCCAGUACAAUCUCAAACAGUGCCACAUGUCCACCCAUGGUCAGCGGGGUGAGUGCUGGUGCGUUAACCCCUUCACGGGUGUCCAGAUCGCCCAGUCCACCAAGGUGCGGGGGGACCCCAACUGCAGCCAGUAUGUGGAUGAGCAGGAAAUGGAGACCGGAACACAGUCCACUGCCGUCCUGCAGAUGGCAGAGAUAUAACAGCACUUCACUCACACACAGAUACCCCCCCCCCCCCCCCCCCCCCCACAGUGGAACGGUCCAAAUUGACUGACAGCUGACAUAGCUGUCAUGUGCAUGGGUUUCUUUCAAUGUAGCUGUUACCUGUCCCUUGCCCACUAAGAUGCAAAAGAAAGAUAAACUCGCCAAAGGUGACUGAGUAAAGGGUCUGAAUGAUUAUGUAAAUGUGAUAUUUCAGUUUGUUAUUUUUGAUACAUUAACAAAAAAUUCUAAAAACCUGUUUUGCUUUGUCAUUAUGGGGUAUUGUGUGUAGAUUGAUGAGGGGAAAACAACUAUUUAAUACAUUUUAGAAUAAGGUUGUAAAGUAACAAAAUGUGGAAAAAGGUCUGAAUCCUUUCCGAAUGCACUGUAUUCUUUCCGAAUGCACUGUAUUUGCCUAAAACUCCAUUUUUUUGAGAAAUGGGGGGUAAAAUAAUAUACGUUUCUAAAACUCUCAUCCCUAUGGAACGAGUGCAACCAAAACAAUAGUCAUCUCCAACACAGCAAAACGUUUAGUCAAAACAAAUUUUGAGCCCGGGCUACACACCGACCAAACACAAAACACAACCUAUUGACUGCCCACCAUUGAAAGUCAAUCAGCAAUCAAGUUGUCCUUACCAUGGACAUGUCUGAUGUGAAGGGGGAAACUCUUGCAAUAUUCGUAGCAACUUUCCUCUCGUGAUUUUCCUCAGUGGAAUGGCCUCAGGGCCAACCAAGAGAAACGGUUUACCCCUCUUUGCUUUGGGGAAAGGACCAACAAAAUCCACCAGAACCCUGCUGAAAGGGUUGUGAAAAGCAGAAACAGACUGCAAAUGUGCAACCGGUAACAGCUUGGUUCGGUGUACCCAUCAUCUGGCAAACGCGAUGAUUUACAGUAAACCAUAACAUCCUGUUUCAGACCAGGACAGAAGAAGUUACGCAAAAUACAUUCAUAUGUCUUGUUGAGCCCAAGACUAUGGGUCUUGUUGAGCCCAAGACUAUGGGUCUUGUUGAGCCCAAGACUAUGGAUCUUGUUGAGCCCAAGACUAUGGGUCUUGUUGAGCCCAAGACUAUGGGUCUUGUUGAGCCCAAGACUAUGGGUCUUGUUGAGCCCAAGACUAUGGGUCUUGUUGAGCCCAAGACGGCCAUACUACCAUUGUGAGCCAACCUCAGUAUCUCUUGUCAAAGCGCAACUGGAACGACGUGAGACACACUGGGCCAAUUAGACCACCAUCUCUGUCAAAGUAACCCACAUGAACUUCAUCAAACUCCUCCUCUGGAUGUAUAUCAGCAAAAAAAGAGGGAAGAGGGAAACCUUUUUACUCUGCUCAGCAAUCAAAUGCUUCCUAGUCAUCGAAGUAUUGCAUGUAGGUACCCUUUCUUCCUUCAGUGGUCCUACAAACUCGCUUACCUUUGACUUGCUACUUGCAACUUUCUUAGACAUAGUACGUGUAACGGCACAUGUUGGGGACAAUCUAGGGUACUUUUCUGAUAACCCAUCACUCUGGGUUCCUUACAAAUGACAGGAUUUGGCACGACCUUCUCUCCAGGCAAAUCAUUUCCCAAAAUGAAUGAGACCCCCUUCACCGGUAGGCUAGGCCUCACUCCCCCGACAACGGAAAUAAGAUCAGACUCGAGUUCCAAGUUAUACAAAAUAACUUUCAUGCGACCAAUCUCCACGCCUUGUACUAACACAUUGUAACCAGUUGCUGAAGUGUCAGACAAAGGCAAAACACCCUCCUAAUUGAAGUACUGGGCUGGCCCAGUGUCUCACAGUAUCUUCACCGGCUGCUUAACAGCAUCUCCACUCUGCAGAGACACAAACGCGUCUGAAACAAAGGGUUCAUACACACCUUGUUUAGGAGAUACACCAGUCCCAACCAGAGAAUUAAUGUGCUGGUGUGCUCCCACAAGAAGAAAUGGCUUUUUCUCUUUAUAAUUUUAUGUUUCACCUCAGGACACAGAGACAGUUUGUUCUUUCUAACGGCAGUAAUGACAAGCUGGUGGAUACGAAAAAACUGUUUUCUGCCGAUCUUUAUCUUUGUGUACUGUAAAAAUUGAUUAAAAUCUUGCAGUAUUAGGUGA